UGGGGCCCCCGGGCAAUAGGGGAUCAUUGGGCCCCUGUGUCUUUGCCCAAACUCAAAAAAGCCUUUGAAAAAGGUACCAGGGGCAUCUCAUGGGGCCCCCUACUGACCCCGGGCCCUCGGGCAGUGCCCGAGUUUCCAAAUAGUCAGUCCGCCCCUGGGCUAGGGUUAGUAAUAGUGCUUCCUAAUACUGAGUUUUGUCACAACUGUGAUAUUCAGUUUUUUUUUUUUUUGGUAUUGUAAUUAAUGUGGGAGAAGGAUAUUUCACUAAUAUGUUUUAGGUUGCCCAGCACUAUUACUGGGGGUUUCCACCAUUAUUGUGAUAUUCAAUUUCA
Messenger RNA from Staurois parvus, 332 nucleotides. The record is from the annotation of a GenBank genome assembly. Lineage: Eukaryota; Metazoa; Chordata; Amphibia; Anura; Ranidae.